Molecule: messenger RNA, 675 nt
Organism: Sphaerulina musiva SO2202
Lineage: Eukaryota; Fungi; Ascomycota; Dothideomycetes; Mycosphaerellales; Mycosphaerellaceae
Exons: 2
Coding region: 1-675 (224 amino acids)
Source: RefSeq, a predicted model, not a curated record
AUGGCCUCCACCAGCAUCGGCGCCACAGGCGCACCCGCCAACGCCCCCGGCGAGCAACACGAAGUCCGCCAAACCACGACGACCGAAGACAUGAAACCCAACCCAUCUCAAUCGCUUCCCCUCUCUGCGGCCCGCCAAGCUCUCGUCGACGAUAUCAUUGCCCUCUACUCGUGCGAGCCCACGAUCAAGCGUGUGGAACGAUAUACGCCGGAUUGCGUCUAUGAUGAUCAAUUCGUGUAUGCGAAUGAUCGAUAUAAAAUGGCGGGGCAGUGGUUUGCUUUGCCGAAGUUGUUCAAGGAGUCGAGGAAUGAGGGGUAUGAAGUUAUUAAGAAUGAGGAUAAUUUGAUUCAAUUUAAGAAUGAACAAAGCUGGACGUUCAAAAUCAUCCCCAAGACUGCCACGAUCAACGCUCUGGUUUCCCUGUCUUUGGAGCCAGGAAGUGAAGAGACGGGGUUUGUGAGGGUCAAGUAUCAUAAAGAUCAAGCCAACGAUAAGGAUUACAGUCAUGAGGGCUUGGGAUUCUCGUUUAAAAAGUGGCAAGCCGAUCAGGUUGCAAAGCAUAUGAAUGCCGAGGAAGUCAAAUAUUUUGAAAAGGACAAGGUUGCGGGUAAGGAGCCUGUGAGAAAAUAUGGUUCGGGAGAUGUUGAUGGCAGUGCGCCGAAGAAGGAUUUGUAG